AUGACUGAACAAGCGUCCGGUUUUCAAAGGUCCAUGUUCUUUUUUGGCUAUGGCUCUCUAUUGUGGAAUCCGGGAUUUUCCUUUGCCCACAAAGCGAAGGGCUACGCUCAUGGUUUUGCUCGUAGAAUGUUUCAAGGAAACACCUAUCAUCGUGGAGAUCGUCAAAAGCCAGGACGGGUUGCGACACUCGUUCAAGAUGAGGAUUCAUUCGUUACAGGAAUAGUGUACGAGGUAGUAGGGGAGGAGAAUAUUCAUCAGGCAUUCAGCCAUCUCUGGGAAAGAGAAAUCAAAAAUGGCUACGACUUUAUAGAGAUUAUGGUGGAACUGGCAGAAUCUGGAGAUCUAGUUCGUGUCUGGACCUGCAUAGCACAUCUGGAUAACGAGUUUUAUCUCGGAGAAGCGGACAUCGAGCAGAUGGCCGGAGAGAUUCGGCAUGCUAAGGGGUGCGCUGGACCGAAUUUCGAGUACGUUCUGAAAUUGGCAGAGGAAGUGCGACUGUUGUUUCCUGAUGAAGAUGAUGAACAUCUCUUUGAACUGGAAAGUCGGGUGCGUAAUCUAAUAUCGAUUUAA
This is a messenger RNA of Angiostrongylus costaricensis, 570 nucleotides long. The record is from the annotation of a GenBank genome assembly. Lineage: Eukaryota; Metazoa; Nematoda; Chromadorea; Rhabditida; Metastrongylidae.